Columba livia (rock pigeon) is the source of this 486-nucleotide messenger RNA. Its product is annotated as olfactory receptor 14J1-like. Gene Ontology annotation, molecular function: olfactory receptor activity; odorant binding. The record is from RefSeq and is a predicted model, not a curated record. Gene Ontology annotation, biological process: G protein-coupled receptor signaling pathway. Gene Ontology annotation, cellular component: membrane. The transcript has a single exon. Lineage: Eukaryota; Metazoa; Chordata; Aves; Columbiformes; Columbidae. The annotation marks the transcript as partial.
AAACCCCUGCACUACGGGACCCUCCUGGGCAGCAGAGCUUGUGUCCACAUGGCAGCAGCUGCCUGGGCCACUGGGUUUCUCAAUGCUCUGCUGCACACGGCCAAUACAUUUUCACUGCCCCUGUGCAAGGGCAAUGCCCUGGGCCAGUUCUUCUGUGAAAUCCCCCAGAUCCUCAAGCUCUCCUGCUCACACUCCUACCUCAGGGAACUUGGCCUUAUUGUGGUCAGUGUCUGCUUAGCAUUUGGCUGUUUUGUGUUCAUUGUGGUGUCCUAUGUGCAGAUCUUGAGGGCCGUGCUGAGGAUCCCCUCUGAGCAGGGACGGCACAAAGCCUUUUCCACCUGCCUCCCUCACCUGGCCGUGGUCUCCCUGUUCCUCAGCACUGUCAUGUUUGCCUACCUGAAGCCCCCCUCUAUAUCUUCUCCUUCCCUGGACCUGGUGGUGUCUGUUCUGUACUCGGUGGUGCCUCCAGCAGUGAACCCCCUCAUC